Messenger RNA from Mycena citricolor, 2187 nucleotides. The record is from the annotation of a GenBank genome assembly. Lineage: Eukaryota; Fungi; Basidiomycota; Agaricomycetes; Agaricales; Mycenaceae.
GGGACCUUUCCUUCAACGUUCUUCUGAACCACGCAUCCGAUGAUCACCCAGAACAUCUUAUAACGAGGACUGCAUUCACGCAUAGUAGGACAGAAUCACGCAGCCCCUCGACACGAUGCCUCAAUCUCUUCUCCAGGGACUCAUCAACACGCCUAGUACGCCCAAGGCGGCUCGCAAACUGCAGGAGCUGCUGGUGCGGGACGCGCGAGAGCAUCACUGCUAUUUCGACGACCGCGGGUUCAAGAACCAUACUGCGCACCACUUGAUUGCAGCCUACGAUCUGGGUGCAUCUGCCUCUCUGCUAGAGAGAAUCUACAAGGAGGAGGGCGAGGUGCUGCGGCCCCUGGGACCGCAGUACGACAUCCUCACGGACCAGACAUGGACGACAAGGCUAGGCGAGCGACAGGCGUAUGCGAGCUAUCUGCUCUUCUUUGAGCGGAAGAUCCAGGCUCUCGGAAUGCAGAAGACGAUCGAGGAGUAUGUUCUGUCGCCGGCAGCGAACGAGAACGGCGCGGCCAUGCUGAGCCGGUUUUUCAGCGGCGCCAUACAUCCGAUUAUCCACGUCGGGUUCGGUGUGGAGGUUGGCCAAGAUAGCGUCGUUGCCCAAGGUCUCGCUCUCUGCGCUGUCGUCGAUUCGGACUUUGUCUCGAUCUUCUCCGGCCAGCCAUCGGGCCUGACCGACAUUUCCGCGGAGCCUGACAACGACGCGUCGCUUUUGUCGAUCCUCGGUGAAGUCUAUGAUUCGCCUACGCUUGCUCCCCUUGCGCCAUACAACCCAAGCGACUUCGUCGGGGCAGCUUUCAACAAACUGACGGAAUCGCCCGCGCGCGGCGCCGAGCUCCGUCGACUGUACUCGAAGUGGACGCUCAACACAGCGCUGACCGGUUCCGCCUUCGAUGCCGAAUGUGCCAAGAAGGUGGACGAAUGCUUCUGGCAGGCCACACUGCUCACUGCAGCCACGGGGUGCCCCGGGCGCGAGAACCGGAUCGACUUCUUCCUUAUGCACGCGCUUACGAGCGCCGUGGCACUGCCCAAGCUGCUGGCCGCGCUCCCGAACAAGAUGCACAAGGCUCAGCUGCUCCAGGGCCACGCGCUCACAUCGGCACUGUGGACCAUCGCGCGCGGGCGUCCCCGAAUCAACCCGGCGCUGCUGAUGUCGUAUCCCGACGUCGUCCCGGGGCACGCGGGGGGCGAGGCCAACCCUUGGCUGCCGGUCACGCUUAAUGCGUUCGAGCACCCGGACUCACAUGUGAUCAAGACCAUCCGCACGCUGUACUACGUGGCGCAGCGCCUUGGCCAGACGGCUGCCGGUGCGGUACCUGGUGCGGUGGAUAGGGCUGGAAAAGAAACGCACGAGGGCAUGAGCAGGCUAGACGGGUCAGCAUUCGUCCGGGCGGCCAUUAUGACGAGCGAGACCCUCGGCUGGUUGGCGUUUGGAGGCGAACCUGGCAAGUGGGAUCGCAGUUGUCUCGGAUGGGACGUCGCGUGGGCUUGAGCGAUGCAAGCGCCGUAUAAAAGGUAGAGCUAGAACGUUACAAUGCCUGUCCGUGCAGCCUCAAUACAUACCCGCAAGUAAGAGUGUCUGAUCGGCUAGCUCGCAGCCUCGAGUGACCGAUGUCUCCUUGCGCAUCCAUCCAAACGUAGGAAGACCUGUUUGACCAUAAAGUUGGACAUGCUCAGUCACUUCGACGAAUUCCUAACCCUAGCAGUGAUUGCACCCUUCGACCAUCGGCGCACGUAUCCUUUCUCGACUCCAUAUUUCCUUCGUUAGCACUUCGAACAUGGCGGAAAGCCCACACCCGACCGGCGCACUGUUAUCUCGCCUUGCGGAAGUAGAAGCGGAAAUAGAGCUCGAGGUCUCGUGGCAUAAGUCUCUCAUGGAUCGUCUGGAGAUUGAGAAGAUCGAAGUCCUCACGCGCAUCAACGCUCUUCGCGACCCGCUUUCGCGCAUUCCUCUAGAAAUCACUUCGACUAUCUUCGAUAUGUGUUUGCCCGAGGACUCAGAUGAACUCGGAAUACCUCCAGGAUCCUUAGGCCUAGUGCUUUUACGCGUGUCUCGCGGCUGGGCGAAGUUCGCGCUCGCCACGAGCUCUCUGUGGACUGAGUUGGUCGUACGAAGGAUAACGGACGGAUUGGGGCAUGGAAUCUCUCGAUGGAUUGGAUACGCGCGGCCGUCCUGCAUCUCUA